This is a messenger RNA of Erinaceus europaeus (western European hedgehog), 988 nucleotides long. RefSeq names its product tetratricopeptide repeat domain 9B (gene TTC9B). Gene Ontology annotation, molecular function: protein binding. Bases 166 to 861 code for a protein of 231 amino acids. NCBI's taxonomy places the organism in Eukaryota, Metazoa, Chordata, Mammalia, Eulipotyphla, Erinaceidae. The record is from RefSeq and is a predicted model, not a curated record. The transcript has 3 exons.
UUCAAUUUAAAGGAGCCGGCGAGGAAGUCUUGAGGGGUUUCUCUACACCCAUAGGGGGCAGCUGGAGUCGGCUGCUGCGGUGGUGCGGGGGCGGAGAAAGGGUGGGGACGGGCCCCGCAGGGGGCGAUGCGGUAGCUGCAGCGGCGGCCGCAGGAGUUUCCCACAAUGCAGCGCGGCGCGCUGUCCCCGGUGCUGAUGCUCAGCGCUGCCCCGGAGCCUCCGCCUCGCCCGCCUCCAGCGCUCUCCCCGCCGGGCCCCGGGCCCCGCCAUGGCUCAGCCCGACCGGGUCCCGCCGCAGAGCCGUCGGGGGGACUGGGCGCAGCGCUCGACAGCAGCCUACGGACCGCCGUGGCAUUCAAGGCGGAGGGCCAGCGCUGCUACCGGGAGAAGAAGUUCCGGGAAGCCAUUGGCAAGUACCACCGGGCGCUGCUGCAGCUGAAGGCGGCGCAAGGGGCCCGCCCCGGGGGGCUGUCCGCCCCCGCCCCCGGGCCCGCCGGCAGCCCGGGCCCAGCCCGCCUGAGCGAGGAGCAGCGGCGCCUGGUGGAGAGCACGGAGGUGGAGUGCUAUGACUCUCUUACGGCUUGCCUGCUGCAGUCGGAGCUGGUGAACUACGAGCGGGUGCGCGAGUACUGUCUCAAGGUGCUGGAGAAGCAGCAAGGCAACUUCAAGGCCACCUACCGCGCUGGCAUCGCCUUCUACCACCUGGGUGACUACCCCCGUGCAUUGCGCUACCUGCAGGAGGCCCGCAGCCGGGAGCCCACAGACACCAAUGUCCUGCGCUACAUCCAGCUGACGCAGCUCAAGAUGAACCGCUGUAACCUCCAGCGGGAAGACAGUGGGCCCCGGGAUGCCAUUGACUGAGGCCAAGCUGGGGGCACUGUCCCUACUGCCCUCCUACGCCGCCCAACCCCCCACUGCUCUUGCCUCACUGUAGGGCUUCCCUGACUCUUUUGUCUGUUGGUAAAGCACUUGUCACUGGUGACUGUAA